AUGGUCCGGACGGUGGCGGCGUCGCAGAGUGAAGACCCUCCGCCGUUUCUCCCCAUGGUUCUUCCCGAGCCUCUGGGUCCGUUCCACGUGUCGUACGGGGACUUCGAGUUGCGCCGAAGCAAAGCGCCGGCCGAGUCGAGCGCAGGGAAUUACGAACGCGGUCACGGGAAUCACGUGCACCCGCCGCUGUUCCGCGUGUACUACCCUACGGAUGGCAACGCUGAAGAGAGGCGGGAGGUGGAGCGCAGUGCAUGGCUGCCGCACGUGGCGUACCUGUACGGCUACAUCUGCGCCAUGGUUCCGCCCUUCUCCUUCUUCGCCUCCAUCCUCACCUGGCUGCUCUCCCGCAUCACGUACCUGCUAAUCAAGCCAUACGCCGCCAUCCGCUGUCUCCCCGCGCGCCCGCUCAUCUCCCCCGCCUCCCUGCUGCGCCACCUCACUCACCCCCGCGCCGACGCCACCAGCAGUGGGGAAGAGAAGGGGAAUCCCGAGGGGCGCCUGCCGGUGGUGCUGUUCAGCCACGGGCUGUGGUCCAUGCGCUCCACGUACACACAGUUCUGCUUCGACCUCGCCUCGCAUGGCUAUGUGGUGGUGGCGCCAGAGUACACAGACGGCACAGCAUGCAUGGCAGCAGAGACGGACGGGGAAGAGGAGGAGGAAGGGGGGCGGGGAGGAGGGAGGGGAGGGAGGGUGAAGUGGAUCCCCCACGAGCGCAUGGACGUGGACUUCUUUGAAGUGCCCAUGGAAGUGCGACACCGGCAGCUGCAGCAGCGCAUGGCAGCACUGCGGUCCAUCCUAGCGCUCCUACACCAGUUCAACAACGGGCAGAUACCAGACUCCCGCAACGCCAUCACCGGCGCCGCUCGACUGCUCCCCUCGUCGCUCGGGGGUCGUCUCGACCUCUCGCACAUAGCCCUCGCAGGCCACUCCUUCGGUGGCGCCACCGCGGCUUUCCUGGCUGGGGUGGCCGAGCAGCCAAUCAACGGCUUCCACCUGUCGCUGUCGCCAGCUGUGCAUGGUGGUGGCAGCGAGGGGGAUGGGGAUGGGAGCGAGGGCCCCUUGGUGUCACGGGUGUCAUCUGUGGUGGUGCUUGACACGUGGUGGCGCCCGUUGCCCGAGGAGGCGAUAGCGCUGGCAGGGGGCAAGGCGGCGCUGCUGUGCAUCGACACAGAGGGGCUGAACGCGGCUCGCAAUGUGGUGGCGAGGAAGCGGUUCCUCAAACAGCGCCUGCUGUCCUGGCACGACCGCUGGCUGCAGAUUUUGAAAGCGCAGGAGAAGGGAGGGGCGGAGAAGGGGGGGUCAGCGCACCAGGACCCCUCCGACCUCGCUCUGGUGGCACCUGCCAUGAUGAAGCGCGCCAAGAUGGCGGGGACAAUCCCACCGCCCAUCUUCCAUCGCAUCAACAGUGGUGCCGCUCUGCGCUUUCUGCACCAGAACUUCCCACUCGCAAAGAAAUAUGGGUUACCUGUGCCGCCAGCACUGGCAGAGGAUGCAGUGCACAUACAGCAUGUGGACGUGCGAGAGUACGUCAAGGAUCUCGACCAGAUCGCUGUCCCCCACUGA
Messenger RNA from Closterium sp. Yama58-4, 1563 nucleotides. Lineage: Eukaryota; Viridiplantae; Streptophyta; Zygnematophyceae; Desmidiales; Closteriaceae. The record is from the annotation of a GenBank genome assembly.